AUGAUAAUUUUAUUUUUUUUUUUUUUAGAAAAACAAAGCAAAAGAAUGUCAGCUUGUAAAAAGAAUAAAAUUGAAAAAAAGGUUCGCGAGCACAACAGAAAAGUUGGUAAAGAGAAAAAAAAACAUCCUGAAGGAAAAAAAAAAAUUACCCAAAUUACGAAUCAAUGUCCAUUCAAAGAAGAUAUUCUCAAAGAAGCCGAAGCCUUAAGGAAGCAAAAAGAAGAAGAAAAACAGAAACGUCGCGAAGAAAUGCUAGCUGAAAAACGUAAAAAACUAGCUGGUGGUAUUGAAAGUCUUGUAGAAAAUGCAGCAAACAAAUUAGAAGAACAUGAGUCAACUACUAAUUCUAAGACUUGUCAAUCAUCAUUUCAAACGAUGAAAGACGAAAAUUCUUUGAAGACGUAUUUUAAGAUAUUUCAAAAAGUGGUAGACUCAGCUGAUGUUAUUUUGGAAGUUGUUGACGCGAGAGAUCCUCUGGGAACUCGAUGUGAACAAGUAGAAAAUGCAGUAAAUUCGUCGAAAAGCAUGAAAAAAUUGGUGUUAGUCUUAAAUAAAGCAGAUUUGGUCCCUAGAAAAAAUCUUGAUCAGUGGCUUAAAUAUCUUCGGGGUAGUUUACCGGCUGUUGCUUUUAAAGCUUCAACUCAAGACCAAUCGAGAAACUUGGGUCAUAGAAAAUUGGCUUCUAAAAACGAAUCCAUGAUUCAGAAUAGUGCUUGCUAUGGUGCUGAAUUAAUAAUGAAAUUAUUAGGGAAUUACUGUCGGGAUCUCAAUGGAGUUAAAAAAAGUAUAACUGUGGGUAUUGUCGGCUUACCUAAUGUUGGGAAAUCAAGUGUUAUUAAUUCAUUAAAACGAAAUAAGGUUUGUAAUGUAGGUAAUCUUCCAGGAAUUACCAAGAGUAUGCAGAUUGUUCAGUUAGAUUCAAAAAUCAAGUUACUCGAUUCACCGGGAAUCGUAUUUGCUGAAUCCAACCAAAAUGAAGAUUAUAAUAGCUCAUUAGCACUUAAAAAUGCUAUCAAAAUACAAUCUUUAAAAGACCCAAUAACUCCAGCUUCUAUAAUACUAAAACGUAUAAAACGACCAGAUGUGAUGGAACUUUAUGGCAUAGGAAAUUAUUUUACACCUGAAGAGUUUUUUGCCAUCAAAGCCAAACGGAUGGGUAUGCUGAAAAAGAAAGGAAUUCCUGAUUCGGUUGCAGCAGCUUGCAGUCUUUUAAAUGAUUGGAAUUCGGGAAAGAUAAAAUAUUUUACAUUACCACCAAAAACUUCAUUCACUAAUGAAUCUGUAGAAAUUGUAAAACAAGUUGGUGGUGAAUUUGAUAUUACGAAGUUUGAAAAAGAAGAAAAAAUGUUGUUUGAAUCAUUGGAUAAUAUGGCAGAGGAAAAUAAACUAGCUAAUAUGAAUUCAAUGUCCCUUUCUAGCGCUAACUCAGAUGAGACAGCUUCUAACUCACAAAAAAAAAUUAUCAAAUUACAAAAAAUAAAUGAGAAAGUGAAAAACAAUUCAGUAACUUCGAGCAAAAGCGUGCAGACAAAGAAAGGCAAAGAUCUGCUUUCAGAAAUUGAAGGAAAUCAGCAAUUGAAUAAACUUAAUAAACUCUACUUUAAGAAACAAAAGAAAGAAAAAAUAAGAAGAGAUAAACAAACGACCAAAUUGGCUGAUCAGCUAGAAAACUUCUCUAUGGGGGAUGGUUCUGAUAAUUAUAAUUUUGAUACAGAUUUUAAUAUGGAUAAAUAA
Molecule: messenger RNA, 1734 nt
Organism: Cotesia congregata
Lineage: Eukaryota; Metazoa; Arthropoda; Insecta; Hymenoptera; Braconidae
Source: the annotation of a GenBank genome assembly